Messenger RNA from Beauveria bassiana ARSEF 2860, 309 nucleotides. RefSeq lists its product as uncharacterized. The record is from RefSeq and is a predicted model, not a curated record. The coding region runs from base 1 to 309 and encodes 102 amino acids. The transcript has 2 exons. NCBI's taxonomy places the organism in Eukaryota, Fungi, Ascomycota, Sordariomycetes, Hypocreales, Cordycipitaceae.
AUGGAAUCAGGGACGAUCCGUAUCUACACCGAUGGCAGCGGCAUUAACGGCCACGUCGGUGCAGCUGCAGUCGCCCCUGAGCUCCGGCUCGACGGCAUCAGCGCAAGGCGGACUCAGUACGUGGGCACCUGGGACGUAUCCACGGUAUUCGCGGCGGAGCUCCACCAGCUGGAUCUGGCUCUCCAGGCUGUGGUUGAUGUCAACAGAGCAGGAGCCAGUCCUGGCCGGACUCGGUAUGUCCACUGGCCAGCACAUCCUCAUCAGAGCAGUACAGGCCUUGGACGAGCUUCGGCACCAGAAAUACAGUAA